This is a messenger RNA of Heterobasidion irregulare TC 32-1, 3186 nucleotides long. RefSeq lists its product as uncharacterized. Gene Ontology annotation, biological process: regulation of transcription by RNA polymerase II. NCBI's taxonomy places the organism in Eukaryota, Fungi, Basidiomycota, Agaricomycetes, Russulales, Bondarzewiaceae. The transcript is spliced from 5 exons. Gene Ontology annotation, cellular component: nucleus. Gene Ontology annotation, molecular function: protein dimerization activity; DNA-binding transcription factor activity, RNA polymerase II-specific; RNA polymerase II cis-regulatory region sequence-specific DNA binding. Bases 1 to 3186 code for a protein of 1061 amino acids. The record is from RefSeq and is a predicted model, not a curated record.
AUGUCCUCGCGCCGCCGAAAACGAAACGGAUGCAGGGGCAUCGCGGCGGCUGCGGUCUCGACGCGUUGGGGUGCGAGCCCCGAACCGCGCGGCGCGGGGCUUCGAAGUGGGCCGCGCGCUUGCUUGUCUCUCCCCGCUCCGGGGGGCGUAGCGCGCUUCGUAUGCACGCGGGGUUGUUGCGCGGCAGGGUUCGCGCGUGCGGUGCGGUGGGCGCGUGCGGUGCGGCGAGAACUAGAGACGUACAGAUGCAUGUACGUACGCCGUGCUCAGAUCAGAGCGCAUAUGCGUUGGAGGCCGGGGUCGGUGUUCAAAGCGGACGAGAAGCAGGGCGUGAUUUUCAAACGGGACCCUAUUGCUUCAUUUCGGGUAAGGGAUGCGCAGGGACACAGGCGCGCGACGGGGUGCGGAGGCCUGCGGGGCCUGUACGGAAGAAAGGCCGUGUACGAGCGGGCGAGGGCAGGGACGGGGAGUGUUGGGCAGGAUCUGCGCUGGGGUGGGCUUGGCGGGGAGAGACGCGGACGGUCGCGAGGGCAGGGAUGGGACUGGGUGUUCGCCCGCGAUGGCGAUCGAGGCGGGUGCGACGGCGGGGUUACGUGGGGGUGUGCGGGGUAUGCGGGGCGUGCCUGGAGAGACGAAAGGGUCGAUGUCCGCGCCGGGGAGGAGGGCUGGCGGGUGCCGGACGCGCCUCGAGUGCCCUCGCUUGCCUUGCCCUGCUCUUCCUCUGCUCCUGCUCCUGCUCCUUCUCCUGCUCCUGCUCCUGCUCCAUCUCCCCGCUCUCGUCUGUCCUGUGCUGCAGCGCACCCUUCGCCGAGCAUGUCCUUCUUCCCCGCAUCCGCAUACAAACCCCAGAUCCGCCAGGAAGGCUUCCAUCUCCCGUCCCCGCCCCCCUCCAACCCGUCUCCCCCGCCCAACAACAACCCAAACUCCGCGAACCCGUCCGGCGGCGCGUUCGACCCCGCCCUCUUCAUGCCCCACUUCCUCAGCGACCCCUACGCCUCCCGCAAGGACCACGCGGCUCAGAGCGGGCCCAGCAUGGACUUUGGCGACGAGCUCGCAAGCCUCAUGGCCCACUCCCCGCCUCCGCCCCCGCAGCACCACCACCAGAGCCACGAGCGCUCCACCCACUCCCCAGACACCGCCGACCCCCACCACGCCUCCAACCCCAACGGGAACGGCUACGACUCGGGCUACAGGCACAACAUAUUCGACAUCUCCGCGCCCUCCUUCUCCGCCUCCUCCCACCACCACCACCCCUCCGCGUCCUCGCACAACCCUUUCUCCCUCCACCGCGACCUCCCCUCCCUCGCCCACCCCGCCUCCUUCGACCCCUACACCGCUAACCCCCCGCAGCACUUUAACGCCACCCUCCCCGCCCUCUCCUCCUCCCUCCGCUACGACCCGCACGAUCCCUCCGCUCCCUCCUCCGUUUCUAACAAUAACAACAACAACAGCAACGGCAACGGCAACGGCAGCAGCAACGGCGGCCCGCCCUCGUCGUACCACGGCCUCGACUACCGCACGCACCACACCCCGUCCCCCGUCGGCGCCCUCCCGCCGCACCACCACCCCGCGCACCGCUCGCGCUCGCGCAGCCGUGACACGGGCAUGGGCAUGGGCCUCGGCGUCGGCAUCGGAGCGAUCGAGCCCCCGAGCACCCACGGCGGGCCCGCGCGCACGACGCGCGCCAAGCGCGGCAGCAUCUCCUCGUCCUCGCCCCCGCGCGCGCACGCGCACCACCACCACCACCCCCCGCACGCGAUCCUCAUCCCGGGCGCGCGCGCGUCCUCCGCCGCGGGCUCUAUCGGCGGAGGCGGGGGUGGAUCGACGACGACGACGCCGACGCUGCCCGUGUCGCCGCUCUCGCUGCACGCGCUCUCCGUCUCGGGCUCGUCCUCGUGGUUCGGCCCCGCCCCGGCGUCCGCGAACGGCCACGGCGGGCACGCGGGGCACCACGCACACCACGCGAGCGGGGAGUACAGCCUCCCGACGCCCGAGAGCCUCGGCGGGUUCGCGGGGUUCGGUGGCGGCGGCGGCGGGGGGAUGGGCGUGAGUCCGAAGGAGCUGGGUAGCUUGGGCGGGAGCAUGGGUGGGAUGGGGGAGAGCCCUGGGGCGGGGCUGGGGCACGUGGGCGUCGGGAGCGUGGGGAGCGGCGGGGCGGAUCCGGUGUCGAAGCAAGCGCUCCUCGCGAACGAAAAACGGCGCCGCCGCCGCGAGUCGCACAACGCCGUCGAGCGCCGUCGCCGGGACAACAUCAACGAGAAGAUCUCGGAGCUCGCGACCCUCAUCCCCGAGGCGCUGCUCGAUCCCGGCGCCGCCGCGACGCCCACCUCGCCCACAGCCGAGGACGUCCUCUUCGGCAACCUCUCCCCGAUCGCGAGCGCGAGCGCCGCCCCCGGUGCGUCCGGGUCCUCGGCGUCGCCGAAGGACGAGGACGGCACACCUGGCUCGGCGCCCGCUGGCUCCAGCGCCGCUGCAAGUGCUGCGAGUGCCGCGGCAGCGGCGGCGGCGGCGGAUGGGGCUGUCAAGGCGAAUAAGGGGAUGAUUUUGAGGAAGAGCGUGGAUUAUAUACGGUACCUCCAGCAGCUCGUCUCGGCGCAGGCGACGCGCAAUCGCGAGCUCGAGGCGCAGCUGCAGGGCCUGCGGCAGUCGCACUCGCCACAGUCGCACUCGCACUCGCACUCGCACUCGCAGGCGCGCGCGGGGUCGAAGGACGGCGAGGGGGACAUGAUCCUGCACGAGGAGAUCGCCGCGCGCGGACGCGGGCACGGGCACGGGCACGGGCACGGGCAUGGGCGGAGCGGGAAGGCGGCGCGCGGGAAGCGGUACCGUGGGGAGCUCGCGGGCGUCGUCGAGUCUGCCGAGGGCGAGGGCGAGGGCGAGAACGACGAGAGCGGCGAGAGUGCCGAGAGUGCCGAGAGUGGUGGUGGGCGCGGGGCGGACGGGGCGGGUGAGGGUGAGGGUGAAGGCGAGGGCGAGGAUGUGGACGCGAUGGACGUGGAGGAGGGCGAUCUGGAGAUGGUGGAUGGGGACGAGGAGGGGAGCGCGAGCGCGAGUCCCGGUGGGAUGGGGAUGGACGAGGACGGUCCGGGGGCGGGAGCUGGGGCGGGGGCUGUGGAGAGGGGGCGGAGGCGCGAGCGCGAGCGGGGUGUGAAGGUGAAGGAGGAGGAGGGCGGCAUGCGGUCGUAG